Molecule: messenger RNA, 2347 nt
Organism: Xenopus laevis (African clawed frog)
Lineage: Eukaryota; Metazoa; Chordata; Amphibia; Anura; Pipidae
Gene: dct.L
Product: dopachrome tautomerase L homeolog
Exons: 8
Coding region: 121-1683 (520 amino acids)
Biological process (GO): melanin biosynthetic process from tyrosine; animal gross anatomical part developmental process; positive regulation of neuroblast proliferation
Cellular component (GO): melanosome; melanosome membrane
Molecular function (GO): oxidoreductase activity; dopachrome isomerase activity
Source: RefSeq, a predicted model, not a curated record
UUAAUUACACGUUAUGAGAGAGACAUUUGGGCUGCCAGUGAAUGGCUAAUUGUGAGCUCGUGUGCAUGUGACACGGAGCAUCUGAUAAAUAGUGGGACCCCGCUAGUGAGAGGAGCAGAGAUGGAGCACAAGGCUAGUGUGAGGGCUGUGUUGGUGCUCCUUGCUUGCUGCCUUCAGGAGGUUCGCGCUCAAUUCCCUAGGCCGUGCGUGACGGUGGAGGCGUUAACGUCUAAGCGCUGCUGCCCUGCUCUGGGCUCCGAUCCCAACAACGUAUGCGGCUCCCUGGAGGGUCGGGGCCAGUGCACCCCUGUGGCUGUAGAUGAGCGACCCUGGAGCGGACCCUAUAACUUGCGCAACGUGGAUGAUCGGGAGCGCUGGCCGCUGAAGUUCUUUAACUCGACCUGCAGGUGCACAGGCAACUUUGCAGGAUUUCAUUGCGGGGAAUGCAAAUUUGGCUGGACUGGACCCAGUUGUGAGCAGAGGAAGCCUCCUGUUGUGCGAAAAAAUAUUCAUUCAUUGACUGCGCAGGAGAGAGCCCAGUUCUUGGAUGCGCUGGAUCAGGCCAAGAAUACGAUUCAUCCUGACUAUGUGAUUGCUACUCAGCAUUGGCUAAGCAUUCUUGGGCCCAAUGGAACAGAACCACAAGUGGCAAAUGCUAGCAUCUACAACUACUUUGUGUGGCUCCAUUACUACUCUGUCCGGGACACAUUGCUCGGGCCGGGACGUCCCUUCACUGCAAUUGACUUCUCCCACCAGGGACCAGCUUUUGUUACUUGGCAUCGUUACCACCUGUUACUGCUGGAAAGGGAUCUUCAGAAAAUGAUUGGCAAUGAGUCCUUUGCUUUGCCGUACUGGAAUUUUGCAACGGGAAGGAAUGAGUGUGAUGUUUGUACUGACGAGUUAUUUGGGGCACCCAGACUGGAUGACCCGAAUCUGAUAAGUGCUGGAUCCAGGUUCUCGCGGUGGGGAAUCGUGUGCAACAGUUUGAAUGACUACAAUCGGCUGGUGACCCUGUGUAAUGGAACUAAUGAAGGGUUCCUUCAGAGAAACCCUUUGGGUGGUGGAGGAGGAAGACUUCCAUCCGUGGAAGAUGUACAGAAAUGUCUCUCGCUGAACGAGUUUGAUAAUCCUCCUUUUUUCAGGAAUUCCACUUUCAGCUUUCGGAAUGCCCUUGAAGGAUUUGAUGAACCAGAUGGAACAUUAAACUCAACAGCAAUGAGUCUUCACAACCUCGUCCAUUCUUUCUUAAAUGGAACAAGUGCGCAAUCACACUCUGCCGCCAAUGACCCCAUUUUUGUGGUGCUGCACUCUUUUACUGAUGCUGUCUUUGAUGAAUGGAUGAGACGCUUUCAGCCAUCAGAUGUUGCCUGGCCUCAAGAAUUGGCUCCAAUAGGGCAUAAUCGUAUGUACAACAUGGUGCCAUUCUUUCCUCCUGUUACCAAUGAAGAGCUUUUCUUGCCAGCUGAACAGUUAGGCUAUGUUUAUUCUAUCGACCUACCAGCUUCCCUUGAAGACGCACGUGCAGUGGCUGUCCUGGUUGGCUCCACUGUUGGUGGCAUUCUUCUUGCCUUGCUACUACUCUUGCUUCUCCUAGUGCUUUUCAUGCAAAGAAAACGCCAACAAGGCUUUGAGCCCUUGAUGAAUGCUACCUUUACCAACAAAAGAUACACAGAGGAUGCAUAACAUUAAAUUGUAACAAUAUAAACCAGUAUCUCCGUGUGUAUUUACCAUUAUGUAAAUAUAUUAUUAAAGUGGUCACCUCUUUUGGUUUAUGGAAAAAGCUAAAAAUAAUUGUCACUUUUUUUGUAUUUUUUUUUUUUUUUUGUAUUUAGAGCUUUUAGAUUUUCUUUCUAAAAUAUUUAGGUAAUCUGGUCUUCCAUAAAAAGCAGAGGACCAUGGUAUGGGUACCCUGUAUUAGUUUGAACUAAAUUCCCAGCGUCUUUGUAGGCAGUUUGCCAAGAACUGCAGUUAAAUAAAAGCUGGAGGUUAGUUAUUGUCUAUUGUGCUCUUCACUAAAUGUAAAACUGUGGUGUGUUUUUUUUUUUGUUUUUUUUUUUUUAUUCUCCCCCUGCAUUUAUCAUUGCUCUGAUGUGGUUACAGACCAACUGGAAGAUUUGAGAGCACUUUAUCUCAACCAAACUACCUAAGGAUAUGUUCAGUUCCCUAAUCUGAAAUGGGUUAUAUACAUAAACCAGAAUAUUGAUUCCUGUAAUAUUUCCAAAGAAUAUUAAAUUGUUACAUCUGAGUUCCCUGUAUAUACUGGACUUGACUGGUCUACAGUAACAAACUAACUUGAGCAAGUUGUCACAUUUUCAAAGUAUUUUGAUUAAAAUUAGAGGGGCAAUUA